This is a messenger RNA of Aspergillus brunneoviolaceus CBS 621.78, 3078 nucleotides long. RefSeq lists its product as uncharacterized. The transcript is spliced from 4 exons. NCBI's taxonomy places the organism in Eukaryota, Fungi, Ascomycota, Eurotiomycetes, Eurotiales, Aspergillaceae. The coding region runs from base 1 to 3078 and encodes 1025 amino acids. The record is from RefSeq and is a predicted model, not a curated record.
AUGCUGUCUCUGCUUCCGCCCAUUGUAGCAGCCCUAGUUGUGCCGGGGACUGUCGCCCGCGGCACCAACGACCAGGUCCUGGCUGACCUCGACUACGGGACCUUCCAAAACCCGUCGAACCUCUUACGGCCGCGCUUCCGGUACUGGGUCAACGAUGCCUCUGUCAGCCCCAGCACAGUCGAACAAGACCUGAAGGAUAUCGCGAAGUCCGGUGCCGGCGGCCUUGAACUUCUGGGAUACUACAACUACGGUGAUUCCGACAACUUCGGGGGCGGGUUGCAGGCGCCGCUGCAGGCGGACUGGACGCAGUACGGGUUUGGAAGUCCGGCCUGGAAGAACCUCUCCCUCACGGUGCUGCGGACAGCAAAAGAGCUCGGGCUCGUGGUCGACUUCGCUGUCGGCCCCAACCAAGGGGCUGGAGUCCCGGCGCCAUAUCACGAUGAAGGCCUUCUUUGGGAUCUGGCCGCUCACAAUGCCACUUUCUCAACUACCGAUGGCUUUGAAGGAACGCUGCCGGGCUGGGGUAUCGGUCAGCUCGUCACCGCGGUGACGGGGUCGGUCAAGUCAUCCGGUGGCAGCGUGAAAGUCCUCGCCGUGGACUCUCUGCACGACAUCACAGACUCUGUCAGCAGCAGCGGACACGUUCACAUCCCAUCUUUGUCGUCGUCAGCCACGACGGAGAGUCACCUCUUUGCGUACUACCUUGUCCACGCGGACUACCGGGAGGUCCAGAGUCCCGCUGACGUGCCCGCUGCCGUGCCGCAAUCCCCCGUCAAAACGUGGUCGGAGAAUGGGUCUUGGGUGGUGGACCAUUUCUCGGUGGAGGGCGCUCACCUGAUGGCCUCGUUCUGGCAGCAGUCACUGCUGGAUGCGGAGAUGUGCGAUCUUCUACGCGACGUAGGGAACUACAUGUGGGAGGAUAGCCAGGAAUACAAGGCCGCCACCUGGUGGACUCCCCGCCUCCCGCAGGUCUUCCAGGCGAAUCGCGGGUACAGUAUCGCCAAGUAUCUCCCUAUCCUGGUGGGAUCGGGCGUGCAAUCUUCAAAUGUCACCUACGUCACGGAUGAGGCGGACGAGGGGAAAAGUCAUGCGCAGGACUAUGAGCAGACUUUGACGGAGCUGAAUGCCGAGUAUCUGAGGGCACUCACCGAGUGGUCCAACAAUCUGGGAGUCCAGUGGUCCUCCCAAGUUGUCUACAACAUGCCCAUGGACAUGCUGGCCAACAUCCCUGCCGUCAACGGCCCGGAGACCGAAACCCUGGGAUUUAGUAACUUGCUAGACGGGUACCGGCAAUUCGCAGGCCCGGCUCACCUCGCCGGAAAGCGGAUUGUUUCUAGUGAGGCGGGCGCGAUCAUGGGAUCGGUGUAUCAGGAGACUAAUGAUGAGCUUCUUUGGGGGCUGAAGCGCUCGUUAGCUGGGUCGGUCAACAACUUUAUCCUGCACGGAUGGCCCAUGGGCGGCAACUACGGCAACACGACGUGGCCGGGCUUCACAACCUUUGCGUACCUCUUCUCUGAGAUGCACGGGCCGCGGCAGCCUGCCUUCGAAUUCUACUCGGACUGGGUGGACUACGUGGCGCGGAACCAGUGGGUGGCGCAGAUCGGCAUCCCGAAGGUGGAUCUUGCAUUCUGGGCGAAGAACACCACUGAAUAUGAGUCGAUUUCGACGUUGUACGCGGCGAGUGAUCUCGAGGAAGCAGGGUUCACGUACGAAUACCUCAGCCCUGACAACUUCGAUCUUCCGGAGGCAUAUGUCGCCCACGCCAGCUUAGCGCCGAAUCGUCAGGCUUUCAAGGCUCUGAUCGUCCGGGCGAACGAGACUCUAACGGUGGCCGGCGUAGGCAAGCUGGUCAAAUAUGCGCAACAAGGUCUUCCGAUCAUCUUCCCAGGUGGCUUGCCCUCCACCUUCAGUGGAUAUGAUCCCACGGGCCAGGCGCAGGCGCUACAUCUCCUUCAAAGCAUCACCUCCCUCCCCAACGUCCACCUCGUAUCCGACCAAAACCUGGCUCAAACGCUUGAGUCUCUGCACAUCCAGCCGCGGACAUCCACCGCAACCAACAGCACGGUGCACACAACCUGGCGCUACGACCCCACCACCAAGAGCUCCUACAUCUACAUCUUCAACGACGGCGCCGGCCAGCGCGUCAACAGCACCGCAACCGGAGCCAUCACCUUCGCGACGACCGGCACCCCGCACCUCUACGACGCCUGGACGGGCUCUGUAUCUGCAAUAGCCAUCUACAACCAAACCUCCACGCACACGACCAUCCCCAUCAACCUAGCAGGCAACCAAACCCUCAUCAUCGGCUUCCACCAUCCCCGGAAACCCAACCCGCCAUCACCACUGCACAUCCCCAUCCCCAAUCCAGACACCCAGACCACCACCCUCCCUGAAGCAACAAUCUCAACCAAGCACAACAAAGCCACCCUCACCCUCAAGCGCACCUACGACCCCUCCCCCUUUCCCCUCCCCCUCCCCCUGUCCACAACCACCAACAAAACCCACCCCCUCAACCCCAUGCUCACGCCCCCCAUCCGGCUCACGAACUGGACACUAACCCUCGAAUCCUGGACCCCACCCUCGGACAUCUACAAUAUCACCCCCGGCCCGACCCGCACAAACACCACCUACCCACACCUCACCACCCUCCUCCCCUGGUCCCAGCUCAGCCCUGCCCUCCAAAACGUCUCAGGGAUAGGCUACUACACCACGACCUUCACCCUCUCGGCCCACCACACGCAGCAAGGCGGGGGCGGCGCGAUCCUCGACCUCGGAAAAGUCUCGCAUGCGUUCCGGGUGAGGGUGAACGGCCACGCGAUCGGGCCGGUGGAUCUGAGUGCGGCCAGAAAGGAUAUCGGGGCGUGGGUGAGGGCGGGCCGGAACACGGUGGAGGUGGCUGUGGCGAGUCCGUUGGGGAAUGUGUUGAGGGAUUACUGGGGGGAUAUCAAAAGUGGGGGGAAGGGGGCAGGAGUGACGGGUGCGUUGCCGGCGGUGGCGGAGUAUGGGUUGGUCGGAGUGGGGUGGGUUGUGCCGUAUGAGGUUGUGGAGGUUGAGGUUGGUGGUGGUGGGCUUCGGUAG